Molecule: messenger RNA, 3069 nt
Organism: Diaporthe citri
Lineage: Eukaryota; Fungi; Ascomycota; Sordariomycetes; Diaporthales; Diaporthaceae
Exons: 5
Coding region: 1-3069 (1022 amino acids)
Biological process (GO): cytoplasmic stress granule assembly
Cellular component (GO): cytoplasmic stress granule
Molecular function (GO): RNA binding
Source: RefSeq, a predicted model, not a curated record
AUGCCUCAACACACUGACCAGUCCAUUGACCUCACGCCGCAGCAGAAGGCGUGGACAACUGCCAAUCCCAAGAUCACAGGCCGUUCGAAUAGUCCUCAGCUGAAUAACAACAUUGAUUCGGUCGCCAACAAGCCAGCGUUGGCCAACUUCUUCAAUCGCGUGAGAGAGGGCAAUCGAGUCCAGAUCACCCUCGACAGCGGCGCCGAGUUCGAGGGCAUAUAUGCCAACAACCCAUCGAACCCAUCCAGCUGCCAUUUGAAGAUGGUUCAGCAGAAGAAGGCCGGUUCUGCUGACGCGAUGAACGGUUCGACUAAGAGACAGCAAAACAACAUGUCCUUUGCGCGAGGCAACAUCGCGGACGCUCGUGUUCUAGGUGGAAACCAGAACAAUCGCAAUGGCAACAGGGCAGGCUUCCAAACAGACAGCAACAUCUCUGGCGAGCGCUUUGGCGGGCAGCGCGAGCUCAAAAGGUGGGUCGCCGAUGGCCCUGGCGACGUAGAUGGCAGUUUGGAGAAGGCUACAGACAACAAGCCUUGGGACCAAUUCGCGGCCAACGAGGAGAAGUUUGGUCUCAAGACAGACUACGACGAGAACAUCUACACAACAACGAUUGAUCGAAGCCACCCGAGCUACAAGACAAGGAUGGCCAAGGCCGAUCAGAUGGCUCGAGAGAUCGAGCGCAGCAACCCAGUCUCGUCACACGUGGCCGAGGAGCGUGUCAUGGACUAUUCCGGACCGGCCGACGGUGGCUUAGACGAAGAGGAGAAGUACAGCGGUGUCAAGCGACCGGACUACCCCCCUCUCGGCAGCCAGAACCCGAACAAGUACACCCCCCCAGCGCGUCGCGCCCCGGCUGCUCAGUCAAACGUGAAGGGAGCACCGGUCGACCCUGCAAUCAUCUCGUCCCAACUGAGAAGUGGUCCGAGCAAGCAGCCUACGCCCAAGCCCGAUGAAUCGAAGGUUGCCCUCCCAAGCUCAUCCAAGACCCCUACUGCCCAAAACAGCGAGCCCAAGGCUACCGAAGGGAAGACUGAGGGAAAAACUGAGGCGAGCAAGGAUGAAAUCAAGCCAAACGACACGGAGAAGGGGCAGUCUGACACAAAGCCCGCUGAUAAGCCUGCUUCGACCCUGCGACCUGCCGGCGCUGCCGGACGUACAACCUCACCCGCUGACAAGGAGAACGCCAAGCCAACGUCCACGACGAUAGAGCAGACCGUCCUGACCUCCUUCAAGAACUUCGCAAGCAAAGAGCGACAGGUCGCAGAGAAGGCUCGCAGCACCAAGGCCAAGGCAGACAAGGAGGUCAAGCUGAUCGAGCUCAAGAAGUUCGCCGACAGUUUCAAGCUGGGCACACCGGUGCCCAACGACUUGAUCGGCAUCAUUGCCAAGGAUCCAAAGAAGCAACAAGAGAUUCAGGCCAAGGCCCUCAAGAAUGCCGAGGAAUCGCGCAAGGCCAAGGAGGAUGCGAAGAAGGACCCCGUUGUUACGAAAGAGAAGGAGGUGACUGCCGCCAAACCGGGUCAAUCGAAGCCAGCCACGGAGCAAGCUGCCUCAUCUACGGCUGGUACGCCCGCUGCUGCUGCGGCCGGCGCCGCAAGUGGUGGUACUUCCCGCCCCGGUGUUGCACCGCAACACGCGAACUCUACCGCGGGGGCCCCGAACCGCCACCCUGGCAACCGCCAAUCCUAUGCCCCAGGAUCGUACCCACAGCAGUUCCGCGGCGAUCGCUCUUCUGGCCAGAAUGUGCCUCGUCAACAUCAGCAGCCUGGCCACUUAUCCCAGCGUCUUCGCAGCGCGGAGCAGCAGAGGAUGUCACAGCCGCCUCCCCACAUGCAGCCAGACAUGCGCAUGCCUCCGACUGGCCCAGCGAACAGCAUGAAUCCCUCGUUCCCUCCCCGUCAUACCGGCCUCCCACCGAAUCACAUGGGUCCUGGUCCAAGGCUGAACCCCAACACCCAGGAGUUCAGGCCGAACGCGCAGCCUUUCUAUCCCACAGGCCCUAGUGCGGCCUCUAGUCCGCGCUCAGCCAUGAACAACGUCGAGGGGCAGGGAAGCUCUACGCCAGUUACUGGCCCAGUGAUCAAGCGCAAGAUCAAGUCAAUCGACUUCAAGAAAUGCUUUGCCCUCAGCCACGUGAUGUCUAUCAAGCAGCCUCAGACAGGCAACCGCGCAUGGGAGGAGAAUGGAGGUUUGCGGCCUCCGUUCGACACUAUGCCCACAUGGAACAAUCUGUCAGAGGGAGACGACAAGCAGGAAAAGAUCAGCUAUAAGCAGCUGUUCGAGCGCCCGCCCCCGUACGCCGGUGCCAUGCCCACACCAAACCCUGCUCCAGUGGCCCCUCAGAUGCCACACCAGCAUCAGCUCCCAUUCCACCUACAGCAGGGAGCUCACGCCGUCGGGCCUCGUCAGUCACCGCACAUGCCACCACUGCAAAUGCACGCCGGUCAGCCGGGGCAUGCGCCUCACAUGCCGUUCAACAAUGGAGAGGACGCCACUAGGAUGAUGCCCUCGAGCUCGGCACAGUCAUAUGCGUCACCUCGGCCAGGCCAAGUCCCGAUGGCCUACCCUAACACCAUGAACUCUCCAGCUCACAUGCCUUACUCCCAGCCUGUCAUGCCCGGAUUCAUGGGCCCUGGUGCGCCGCAGAUGACGCCGCAGAUGCGGAGCUUUGCGCAGAACCCACAGUAUAUGCCACAGCAACACGCCCAGAUGGGAGGCCCAAUGAUGAUGGGGCCUCAGUACAUGACUGCGCCUUCUCCCCUCAUGCAAGGCGGUCCUCAGAUGCCGAUGUAUGCGCCCGGUGCUCACCCGCAGUUCAUGCCCCCUGGACCGGUGCCUCCUCCGGCAAUGCCCGGCUCUAAUGGAUACCCAAGCCCUGGACGACCAGCUGCGCCGAUGAUGGCUCCCCAGGGAUCUCAGCAAGGCCAACACAUGUACGGCAUGAGCCCCGGCACGAUGCCCCAAUACCAGCAGCCCGUCUUCGCCCCGCAGCAGCCUGGCCAAAGUAAGUUCAACAACAACAACAACAAUAGCAACAGGCGAUACAGCUCAUCGGGCCGUCAAUACUAA